AGGAUGGAGAUUUCCUGGCACUGGACCUUGGUGGCACCAACUUCCGCGUGCUGAGGGUGAAGGUGUCGGACAAUGGGCUGCAGAAGGUGGAAAUGGAGAAUCAGAUCUAUGCCAUCCCUGAGGAGCUGAUGCGUGGCAGUGGGGUACAGCUUUUUGACCACAUUGCUGAGUGUUUGGCCAACUUCAUGGACAAGCUGAAUAUCAAAGACAAGAAACUCCCCCUUGGAUUCACCUUCUCCUUCCCAUGCCACCAGACCAAGCUGGAUGAGAGCAUCCUGGUGAACUGGACGAAGGGGUUCAAGUGCAGCAGCGUGGAGGGGAGGGAUGUGGUGUCGCUGCUACGUAAAUCCAUCAAGAAACGAGGGGACUUUGACAUCGACAUCGUGGCCGUGGUGAACGACACCGUGGGGACCAUGAUGACCUGUGGCUAUGAUGACCACAACUGUGAAGUUGGCCUCAUUGUUGGGACUGGUACCAAUGCCUGCUACAUGGAGGAGAUGAGGCACAUUGACCUGGUGGAAGGGGAUGAAGGUCGGAUGUGCAUCAACAUGGAGUGGGGAGCGUUCGGCGACGACGGAGUCCUCAACGACAUCCGCACCGAGUUCGACCGCGAGAUCGACAUGGGCUCGCUCAACCCUGGCAAACAAUUGUUUGAGAAGAUGAUCAGUGGGAUGUACAUGGGAGAGCUGCUGGUCAGACUCAUCCUGGUGAAGAUGACCAAGGAAGGGCUGUUGUUUGGGGGAAAGCUCACCCCAGAUCUGCUCACUACUGGCCACUUCGAGACCAAAUACGUCUCUGCCAUCGAGAAGGAGAAGGAAGGUCUGCAGAAAGCCCACGAGAUCCUGAGCAAACUGGGCCUGGAGCCAUCCCACGAGGACUGUGUGGCCACACUGCGCAUCUGCCAGAUCGUGUCCACGCGCUCGGCCAGUCUGUGCGGGGCCACGCUGGCCGCCGUGCUGCGGCGCAUCAAGGACAACAAGAGCGUGGACAGGCUGCGCUCGACCGUCGGCGUGGACGGCUCUGUCUACAAGAAACACCCACAGUGA
Messenger RNA from Acanthisitta chloris (rifleman), 1046 nucleotides. Its product is annotated as hexokinase-2-like. The annotation marks the transcript as partial. The transcript is spliced from 8 exons. Gene Ontology annotation, biological process: glucose 6-phosphate metabolic process; intracellular glucose homeostasis; glycolytic process. The record is from RefSeq and is a predicted model, not a curated record. Gene Ontology annotation, cellular component: cytosol; mitochondrion. Lineage: Eukaryota; Metazoa; Chordata; Aves; Passeriformes; Acanthisittidae. Gene Ontology annotation, molecular function: mannokinase activity; ATP binding; glucokinase activity.